UUUUCAAACCCCGGCCUGGCCCGUUUCGCCAUUUGCGGGGCGGCGGCGGCGAGUCUGGGCUCGCCCGUCAUGGAGAGCGACCCGCUGGCUGACAAGCCCCCUCCCAGGCCUGGCAGGAAGGGCCGGCGGCGGCCCAGCGCAGCCGGAGCCGCUCCCGAGAGGCGCAGCGGGGACGGCGUCGCGGUCCCGGAGACCCCUGGCGGCACCGAGCAGGCCGCGGCUGUGGUGGCCUCCUGUGGGCGAUACCCUCUGAGACGAGGAAGCUCGUUCACGUUCCUGACUCCUGGGCCGCACUGGGAUUUUACUCUGAAGAGGAAGCGGAGGGAGAAAGAUGACGACGUCCUCAGCCUUUGUAGCCUCGAUCUUAAGGAACCCAGCAACAAGCGCAUCCGACCUCUGGCGCGGGUCACCUCCUUGGCAAACCUGAUUUCGCCUGUCAGAAAUGGUGCAGUGCGUCGAUUUGGGCAGACGAUACAGUCCUUCUCCCUCCGCGGCGACAACAAAUCUCCAAGCAGCACCCAAAAGCCCUGCAGCCGUUCGGCUGCCCCGACGCCUCCCAAGAGGAGGAACAGUGUGCUGUGGUCUGAGACGCUGGAUGUUAACAUGAAGGAGACGCUGAGCGCCAAAGAGAUCAAGCGCCAAGAGGCGAUAUACGAACUGUCCCGGGGUGAGCAGGAUUUGAUCGAGGACUUGAAGCUUGCCAGAAAGGCCUACCACGACCCGAUGCUGAAACUGUCCAUUAUGUCUGAGGAAGAGCUCACCCACAUCUUUGGGGACCUGGAUUCUUACAUCCCUCUGCACGAAGACCUUCUGGCCAGACUGGCUGAAGCAACGAGACCGGACGGCACAGUGGCGCAAAUCGGGCCCAUUCUCGUGAAGUGGCUGCCGGGACUGAACGCGUACAAGGCCUACUGCAGCAACCAGUUGGCGGCGAAGGCCCUCCUGGACCAGAAGAAGCAAGACCCGAGAGUGCAGGAUUUUCUCCAGCGCUGCCUCGAGUCUCCCUUCAGCCGCAAGCUGGAUCUCUGGAGCUUCCUGGACAUCCCACGGAGUCGUCUGGUGAAGUACCCUCUGCUCUUGAAGGAGAUCUACAGGCAUACGCCCAACGAUCAUCCGGACGUCCAGGUCCUGGAAGAAGCGAUCUCCAUAAUCCAAGGAGUCCUGUCCGACAUCAACUUGAAGAAAGGGGAAUCGGAGUGCCAGUACUACGUCGAUAAACUGGAAUACCUCGACGAGAAGCAGAAGGACCCACGGAUCGAAGCCAGCAAGGUGCUCCUGUGCCACGGAGAACUGAAGAACAAGAAUGGCCACAAGCUCUACGUCUUCCUCUUCCAAGAUAUCCUGGUUCUGGCUCGGCCCGUCACGCGCAACGAGCGGCAUUCUUAUCAAGUGUACCGCCAGCCGAUACCUGUUCAGGACCUGGUUCUGGAGGAUUUGCAAGACGGCGACGUGAAGAUGGGGGGAUCCUUCCGGGGUGCAUUUGGCAAUUCCGAUAAAGCCAAGAACAUCUUCCGCGUCCGCUCCAGAGACCCCUCCCCGGGCCAGUCGCACACGCUCCAGGCCAAUGACAUCUUCCACAAGCAGCAGUGGUUCAACUGCAUCCGCUCGGCCGUCGCGCCCUACCAGCCACCCGUCGGGACCCCGGAGCUGAAGGACCUGCCCAAGCUCAGCGAGGAGGCGGAAGAGAACAACCCCUCGGUGUCCAGCGCCAAAAUCCAGCGGCGGCAAUCCACCCUCUGCCACAUGGAGCUGGACGAGAACAGCUCCGAGUGUGGCUCUGGGACGGACACGAGCGAGGAGCCCAAGGCCGCCAGAAGCUUCCGGAUACACUCGGGGCUCCGCCGGACGAGGGAGAAGGCCCGGCUGAGCUGCAAACGGAAAGAGACUCUGGUGUGAAGAAGCCGCCGCUGCCUCCUUCUCUGAAGGCCUUUUCUCCACUGUUUAUUUAUAAAUAAGAAAGUGUACAUUUUCUUUCCUGUCAUGCGAGAAGGGCAGGGAUUGCUCUUCUGAAAAUACCUUUUUUGGGGGGGGUGGGGUUUUCUGUGUGAGGGUAUGUGUUGUUGUUUUUUCCUUGUAUGGCAGCUACUGGUUCUCAGCAACCGUUGUUCAACUGGAGUCUGAGUCUGAUUAAAAAAAAAUAAGGAUUGUGAUUUUUUGUUCCAUGGGCAGUCAAAGACUCCAAAGUUCUCAAAAGUGUUAUUUUGUGUGUGUGUGUGGGGGGGGGGGGGGCAGCAUUUUGGAACAGGCCACAGUGCUCACGGGACGAUUCUGUAAGAUGUCCACAUUUUUUGUGCUUUGUAGUACAAAGGAAACAUCCUCCUUAAACAUCUGGCGGCCGGCCGGCCCCCACCCACCCGAUCAGCUUUGCAAAAUGAUGGGAAUUUAAAAUUGGAGUAUUCUGGAGUGUUGUGUUGCUUCCAGUAUGAGAUAGCGCAGCUCUAAUGGAUACAACAGUCCACCAGAUCUGGAGCAGUCGAGUGAAAGCCAAUGUGACUACUCUAGAGGAAAUGGCCUAGAUCCCGCAGUUUGUAUUCCUUAAGCAAAGACUCCUGUGUUUGAACAGAUUCUCUGUUCUGCUGACUGGAAUUUCCUGUCUCCCUUUUUAUUGUUUUGUUGUACAUUCCUUCUGUGAAUUGACACUACCUGCCUGGAAUUCAAUCUUUUUUUUUAUUACCGUUAUUAUUAUUAUUAUUUGAAUUAAGUUCGUGGAGAUUUCUUUUUGUACUUUGUCAGUGUAUUUCUCAGUUUGGGUUCUCUCCCCCCCCCCUUCUUUUUAAGUACUUGAUGGUGUGUUUAAGUUUGUCAUGUAUAUUUCAAAGCCAGUUCCAAACUUUUACCAUGUGAAAAAAGCCAUAAUACUCAUGAGCCAGUCGGAAACGGUAGAGCCGAGUUCCCACCUUCCAACUGGGCUAGAGUGGCUGUACCAUUAAAGUAGGUCUAGACCUGCCCGGAGGGGGUGGGGGGUGGGGGCGGGCAGCGUUGCAACCCCCUUUCUGUUUAAAGGCCCCGGAGAACCGCUCUGAUCAGGAAGAGACCAUUUUAACAGGUGGGCUGGAUUGUUUGUAGCAUUUUGGGAUGGACGCAGCAGGCCUGUUCUAGAGCCGUUUGUUCCGAAAGGGAACCGCAGUAGACAGCCCAGAAAGGUUUAGGAAUGUAGCAGAAGAGUCGAGCAAAGGGAAAAGUAGACCAUGAAGAGUGGGAAAGGAUGAGGUCGUUCAGUAAGGUCGUGAAAUGACCUAUGCCAAGGAGAAAAGCUCAGGGUAUGUUGUAAGAAGGUUGGGAAGAGGUAUCAGCAGAGCAGCAGGGAAAAGGAAAUGAUAAGGUCUGUGUACUUGGAAGUUUUUGGGAGGGGGCCCAGAGUUUAGGGGAGGGCCCUUUCCUUCAGUUAUUUUGCAAAUUAGCAGCGAGCAGGCCUGUGCGGUUCUAAUAACAUGAGCACCCAAUCACACCACCCUCAAGCGCAACCCAGAAAUGGUCCCGGCAAUGCAGUUCCGGAAGCAAAUGUAAAUAAGCAACCAAAGCAACGUGGUGCUCUGUAAAUGUCUGUACAGCGUCGGUACCGGAGUACAAUUAAACUCUUUUGGCAAAAGUU
Molecule: messenger RNA, 3592 nt
Organism: Sphaerodactylus townsendi
Lineage: Eukaryota; Metazoa; Chordata; Lepidosauria; Squamata; Sphaerodactylidae
Gene: NET1
Product: neuroepithelial cell transforming 1
Exons: 13
Coding region: 70-1896 (608 amino acids)
Biological process (GO): intracellular signal transduction; positive regulation of Rho protein signal transduction
Molecular function (GO): guanyl-nucleotide exchange factor activity
Source: RefSeq, a predicted model, not a curated record